CCACUCCCCCCCUCCCCCCAUCUAUUUGUGCCUAAGUGGAGAGAUGUGAGCUCUUAGUUUUAUUCAGUGGUGCACUGGGUGUGCAGGACAUCUUCCACCUUACUCACAUUCAGGUGUGGCAGAGCAGCCAUGGAGACUGUUGAAUCUUUGCUGAAAAACUUUCACAAUGAAAUCGGUGCUGAGAAACUCCGGUGUCUGCUGGAACAUUUCAGUGGGAGUAAAUCUGUGAAGGAAAUGUUUUCACAUUUAUGGAAUUUUGAAUUAGCACACAAAUUCAUAACUCCUACUUUGACUUCUAGUAAAAAAUCCCACGAAGAAGCAAUAAAUUUGCAAAAGGAAGCAGAUGAAUAUUUCAAAAAUGGAAAGUUUUCAGAAGCUCUUCACUAUUAUACACUUUGCAUCAUGCACGCCCCUCACCCUUGUGCUACCCAUGAAGAUUCUGAAAGUCAUACCCAAAAGCUGGAUGGGGAAUACUCUGUUCUUUCGUCCGGAUAUGCCAAGAGAUCAGCCGCCCUCUUUCAGCUGGGUUGCAUCGAGCAUUGCUUGAGAGACAUACGGCUGGCUUCGUCACACGGUUUCAUCGAUAAUUUAGGGGACUUGGAAAAUAGAAGGGAGCAGUGCAUUUCUCUACAAAAUAAAAAUAUCAAUAAAUUUUGCGGAGGGUUUGUUACUUCUAACUGUUUAUCCCAAAGAGCUACUCAUGAAACCAGUCUGGAGUUGCCAAGAGUUGAGGAGCCACAUUUGAAAUUCCCUGCAUUAAGCAAUUGCCUCAGAGUUGAGUAUACACCCGAUAAAGGGAGACACCUUAUAGCUGAAAGAGACAUCCAUCCUGGUGAAGUCCUCGGAGUGGAAAGGAGUCCCUGUAGUAGCCUAGAUUUGGACAAUUUAUCUUCUCACUGUUCAACUUGUCUGGUGAAAAGCCUGGCUCCCAUCCCUUGCCCAGAUUGUACCAUGAUGGUAUUCUGCUCUGAAGACUGUAGAAUAAAAGCCCUCUCAAGUGAUCACUGGUUAGAAUGUCGGCUUCUACCAAGUCUGGCCAGUCUGGGAAUGCAUCCUGUAUUGACCAUGUCAAUUAAAGUUCUUCAACACUACUCUUGUGAACAGCUGAAAACUAUUACGCAUGAAAUUCUAGGAGAUACGAAGAAUUCCUGCUAUGACAUUGCAGAUCUCAGCGAGAAUGGUACCAGCGCUUCCCGGCUACUUAAGUUAUUUGAUCAUCUGGUGUCAAACAAGGAACACCGGCCUGGUGGCGAUUUGUACAUCAAAUGCUUUUUAUCGUUCAUCUUAAUUAAACUUUUUGAGCAAAGUAAAAGAUUCUUUGUUAAUAGUUUCGUCAAGCCAGUAACUCCUACACUUGAUGAUCUUUUAUUUACUGGAGAAUUAGUUUUCUGUAACUUUAUGAAAAUAUCAUGUAAUGGAUUUAAACUUCUCGAAAUAAAGUGUUGCGAUGGAGAGAUGGAGAAAGUCGAUAUUGGUUCUGGAGUGUUUCCCACUCUUUGUUUAUUAAACCAUUCCUGCCAUCCAAACUGUGAACCAUAUAUCUUUGGCAACACCCAAGUCAUCAGAGCAUCCAGACCUAUUUCAAGAGGUACUGAAGUCACAAUAGGCUACAUUAGGGGUUUUUAUGUCAAAUCCAAAGAGAAACGUCAGAAGAGCUUAUUGGACGUCUAUCAGUUCACAUGUGACUGUGAGGCCUGCGAGGAGAACUGGCCAACAUACCAAGAGCUCCCCAGGGCAUUGCAGUUUAAAUGCAUUGAAUGUCAUUCGCAGAUAAGUGACGGUACAUCGAUGUGCAGGUAUUGUUAUUUAGAUUAUAGCGAACGUGAUCAUGAGCCCAGCAAACAGCUUCUAAUAGACGAAUGGCUCAGUAACGCGAGGCAAGUGAGGUUCGCCUACGAGAAAUCACAACAGACAGCUACGAAGAUGAUGCUUGAGAAGAGAACCACAGAAGAAGACUUCUCGGAUAUAUGCGAAGCCCUCAACCUUAUGGAAAAAUAUGUCCCCUUUCCUUGCAGACCUCACUGGGACGUUCACGAUGCCUUUGAUUUGUACUUUCAUCUGCAAAGAGAACAAAUAAUGUCUGAAUAAUUACAUGCUCUAAAGUAAUUUUGCAUGCAUUACAUUCUAUGGUAUAACAAACGUUCAAGUAAAUCAUAAAAGAGUCAGAUCUUGAGAUCACCGCACUGAAAUCGGUCUAUGAAAUCAACUAUAGAUCUUUCAGAAAAUACGUCCUAACAAUGAAACAAAAACACGAGUCUCGUUUAAGCUGCAUCGUUUUCUAUAUUAACGUUACUCGGAAAAAAUUAUACUGUUUUCAAGUAUAUUUCAUGGUCUUUUGCCCACGCACGAACACACACUCACGUACACACACACACACAUACUAUAUAUAUAUAUAUAU
This is a messenger RNA of Macrobrachium nipponense, 2398 nucleotides long. Its product is annotated as SET and MYND domain-containing protein 4-like. Gene Ontology annotation, cellular component: cytoplasm; nucleus. The record is from RefSeq and is a predicted model, not a curated record. The coding region runs from base 130 to 2088 and encodes 652 amino acids. Lineage: Eukaryota; Metazoa; Arthropoda; Malacostraca; Decapoda; Palaemonidae. The transcript is spliced from 5 exons. Gene Ontology annotation, molecular function: histone deacetylase binding.